UCCAGAUGGAGACGUCAAAACAGAUUUCUUGAAACUUUUUAUCCAUUCAAAAUUGUCGCAGGUGUUGUUUAUAACUGUUGCAUUUGUUUUUAUUAUGCCCAAUUUACUCCUAUUUGUAGAAUAAAACCAAUUAGCAAACACCAUUCAGGUUAGUAUAAAAUAAAAAUGUACUACGAAAUAGAUCACACAACAUUGGGUUAACAGUAGAUAACAAUUUACCAUCUCAGGAGCUUUUAUAAGAGUAUUGAGCUGCGGGAUGACUGAUGCUUAUUGCACAGGGUCGGCUGGACAUGGAGGGUGCCCUGACCGCCAGGGACCGAGUAGGAAUCCAGGACUUUGUCCUUCUGGAUGAAACCACAGAAGUGGCUGUUAUCAGCAAUCUGAAGAAACGUUUCAGCAAGGAUCUAAUCUAUACUUACAUUGGCACACUGAUUGUGUCUGUGAAUCCGUACAAGGACCUGGACAUCUACAGUAAGAAACAGAUGGAUGUCUACAUGGGUGUCAACUUUUUUGAGCUUCCACCACAUAUCUAUGCCUUGGCUGAUAAUGCCUACCACACCAUGCUGACAGAGUUCAACAAUCACUUCAUCCUCAUCUCCGGUGAAAGUGGAGCAGGAAAAACUGAGGCCUCAAAGAAGAUCCUGCAGUAUUAUGCCGUCAGCUGCCCGAGCACCACUUUAAUGAACACUGUCAGAGACAAGAUGCUCAUGUCCAACCCUGUCUUAGAGGCUUUUGGGAAUGCAAAAACUCUGAAAAAUGACAACUCAAGUCGGUUUGGGAAAUACAUGGAUAUUCAGUUUGACAGUCAGGGAGAUGCUGUUGGAGGCCACAUCCUGAACUACCUGCUGGAGAAAUCGAGGGUUGUGCACCAGAAUCACGGAGAAAGGAACUUCCACGUUUUCUACCAGCUGGUGGAAGGAGGAUCCGAUGACCUGCUGACGCAGCUGGGCCUUGAGAGAGACGUCCAGCAUUACUACUACCUAACGCAGGGGGAAUGUGCCAUUGUGUCGUCUAUUAAUGACAAAAAUGACUGGAAAUCUGUCAAAAAUGCCCUGCAAGUCAUUGAAUUUGAUGAAACUAACACCAGUCAUCUGUUUAGGGUGGUUGCGAGCGUUCUCCAUUUGGGAAACGUUCACUUUGAUCCGGACAGUAAAGGUCACGCCCUCCUGAAGAACAACACUGAGCUGAACUGGGUUUCAGAUCUCCUGGGGGUGGAUGCCAACAGCCUUAAGGAAGGACUUACAUUCAGAAAGAUUGAAGCCAAAACAGAGCAGGUCCUCAGUCCGUUCACAAUAGACCACGCCAUCUAUGUCAGAGACGCCCUGGCCAAAGCCAUCUACGGACAGACUUUUACCUGGUUGGUCAACAGGAUUAAUGAGUCCAUGGAGAACAAGGACUCUUCACGGAAGACUGUCAUCGGGCUUCUGGACAUAUAUGGAUUUGAGGUGUUCUAUGUUAACAGUUUUGAACAGUUCUGUAUAAACUACUGCAACGAGAAGCUGCAGCAGCUUUUUAUCCAGCUGACGCUCAAAGCUGAGCAGGAAGAAUACGAAGCUGAGGGAAUUGAGUGGGAGCCGGUUCAGUUCUUCAACAAUAAGAUCAUCUGUGACCUGGUUGAGGAGAAACACAGAGGAAUCAUAUCGAUACUGGAUGAAGAGUGUCUGAGGCCAGGAGAUGCCACCGAUCUCACCUUUCUGGAGAGAUUAGAAGAAAAGAUGGGCAAUCACCCGCACUUUGUGACACACAGACUGGCCGACAAAAUGACACGGAAGACUCUGGAGAGGGGAGAUUUCAGACUCCUGCAUUACGCCGGGGAGGUCACCUACUGCGUUGUGGGUUUUCUUGACAAAAAUAAUGACCUGUUAUACAGAAACAUAAAAAAUCUGGUGUGUCAGUCAAAAAAUACGAUUGUCAGGGAGUGCUUCUCUGCUGUGGACACAACUAACAAGAGGAGACCAGAGACAGUAGUGACCCAGUUUAAGAACAGCCUGCAGAAGCUCACAGAGAUGCUCAUGGCUAAAGAGGCCUGGUACAUACGCUGUCUAAAGUCCAAUGAGUCCAAGCAGCCAGGUAUGUCAGCUCAGAAAAGGUCAAUGCAAUCAACACGGUCGUUUUAUGAUCGCUGUCAUCCAAUCACAGGACAGUUUGAUGAAGCACUGAUCAGACACCAGGUGAAGUACCUGGGCCUGAUGGAGCAUCUCAGAGUCAGAAGAGCUGGUUUCGCUUACCGUCGGAAGUAUGAGGACUUCUUAAAGAGAUACAAACCCCUGUGCCCGGCCACCUGGCCUCACUGGAGAGGAAUGCCUGCUGAUGGGGUUGAAGUGCUGGUUCAACACCUGGGCUACCUGCCUGAUGAGUACAAAAUGGGAAGAACCAAGAUCUUCAUCCGUCAUCCUAGGACCCUUUAUGCCACAGAGGAUGCUUAUGAGAAAUGCAAACAUGACUUGGCAUCAAAACUUCAGGCCAAGUAUAAAGGAUACAAAGUGAAGGGAGAGUUCAAGAAACAGAAAGAGGCUGCAACAAAGAUUGAGACGUGUUGGAGAGGAGCACAGGCCAGGAAGGAGAGAGAGAAAAGAGCAUGGGCUGUAAAAGUCAUCAAGAAGUUCAUCAAAGCCUACAUAAACAGAGGGGAAGCAAAAAGCACAGAUAACUCAGAGUACCUGGUCUUUGUGAGACAAAGCUACUUGAACAGGCUGAAAAACAAUCUUCCAAAGACAGUUUUGGAUAAGACAACCUGGCUAACUCCCCCAGCUGUGCUCACUGAGGCAUCAGAGAUACUGCGGAAGCUUCACUACCGUCUGAUGGUGCGGAAAUAUGUGCGAGGAAUCCCGCCACAGAAAAAAGCACAACUUCAAAUGAAAGUUGUCACCAGCGCGAUCUUCAAAGGCAAAAAGGAAAGUUAUCCACCAAGCAUCCCUCAACCUUUCUUGGACACAAGAAUCAGCGAACAAGAGAUAAACAUCCGGGUUCUUAGCAUGAUUCGCAAUGAGCAGAUUAAGUACAGUGUCCCCGUCAUUAAGUAUGACAGAAACGGCUUCAAACCAAGGCCAAGGCAGCUCAUCCUGACCAAGACUGCUGCCCAUCUGGUGGAGGAAGCCAAGAUCAAACAGCGAGUGUCGUACAAUUCUCUCAAAGGGAUAUCUGUAAGCAACUUAAGCGAUGGCAUCAUUGUAAUUCAUAUAACUUGUGAAAACCCCAAACAAAAGGGAGAUCUGAUCAUACAGUGUGAUCACCUGUAUGAGUUUUUAACAAAACUCAGCAUCAUUGCCAACAAACAGGAUGCAAUCAACGUGGUUCAGGGCAGCAUUAAGAUUGAAAUCCAGUCUGGCAAAGAGAGCGCAGUGGACUUUACCGCAGGGCAGGAGGCCAUGGUGUACAAAGCCAAGAAUGGACACCUGAUGGUGGUUGCAACACGAACAAGGACACGGUAACAUGUGAGGACACACAAGAAGCCCCUGCAUAUUUAAUCAGGAGACCCCUUAGGAAAGGAUUAUGUCCACAGGAUACACACCCGACCUGAAACAGCUGCAUCCCUCAUCGGACAGAAACACACUUUUCAUCCGUUUUAGGUCAACUUAAUUUCCAGUACAAUAUUUGCCUACAAUAAAACUACAGUUUGAUAUUUUAUCUAGUAAAGUUUAAAUCUGAGAUGUUAAUUCAAAAGGUUCACUUUAAGUUGAAAAAUCAAAGAUGUUGUGCAAAAAAAUAUCUGACUUGAGGAAACCAUAUUAUUUUCAAACUUGGUAAAAAAAUACCCCACGUAAUUCUUUAAACAACAAAGCCAUAUGUAUUAUAUAAUUUUGUAUUUUCACUGACGAGGAACAUGUGGAAAUUAAACACAUACCAAAAUCAA
Messenger RNA from Poecilia reticulata (guppy), 3853 nucleotides. RefSeq names its product myosin IHa (gene myo1ha). Gene Ontology annotation, molecular function: microfilament motor activity; actin filament binding; ATP binding. NCBI's taxonomy places the organism in Eukaryota, Metazoa, Chordata, Actinopteri, Cyprinodontiformes, Poeciliidae. The record is from RefSeq and is a predicted model, not a curated record. Gene Ontology annotation, cellular component: microvillus; actin cytoskeleton; cytoplasm. Gene Ontology annotation, biological process: actin filament organization; actin filament-based movement; endocytosis.